Molecule: messenger RNA, 2904 nt
Organism: Plasmodium vinckei vinckei
Lineage: Eukaryota; Apicomplexa; Aconoidasida; Haemosporida; Plasmodiidae
Product: PIR protein CIR protein
Exons: 3
Coding region: 1-2904 (967 amino acids)
Source: RefSeq, a predicted model, not a curated record
AUGGAUGAUAAAGCAUGUGAUUUCCUUCGCGAAGUUGAUAAUCUUUUUAACAAUAAAGGUGUCAAUGUGGUCAAAUUUAAUAAAUUCACGAAAUACUAUUCUUAUUGUCCUUAUCAAAAUGGUUCAAAAGAAAAUAAAUGCACAAAUGACUACGAAAGAAUUAACGCUUUGGGAUCAUAUUUACAUAAAAAAAUUAGUGAACUUGAUGAAAAUUACAAAAAACAGAAGGGUGUCAGUCAGCAUAUUGAGCUUUUUAUGAUAUGGCUAGGUGGUAGAUUAUUUAAGAUAGAAAACGACUAUAAAGCAACUCUGGAAGAGUCUUAUAAAAAACAUUUAGAGAAGCAUAUGGGGAAUUAUGAUUAUUGGAAACUUAUAGAUAGUAAAAAACAUUAUAAGAAUGCUACCAUUAAGAAAAUGAGCGAUAUUUAUGGCCUACUUAACAAUAUAUGUAAACUAAUUAAUGAAUACAACAAAAGUACCACAACUAUUAAUAGAAGUAAUCUUAGAAAUACUUCCACCCAAUGUCUGAACUUCUAUAGAGUCAUUUAUAAUUCUGUUAAUGGAUGUAAACCAUAUCUGUAUUUAUUGGAUAGUUUAAAAAUGAUGUAUGAAAUUUUUAGAACGACGAAAAUGGUUAAUAAUAAUUUUAAGAGUAGAGACAAAGAUUUUUUAAAUACCCAAAUUAAACCUAUUACAACGUUUGGUGGUGAAAAUAAAUUAUUUGUGACUGUUGUUGAAAACCUUAGUUUUGAUGAUAAAGAAUGUAGAGAAGUGAAAUCAAAUGAUGAGAAAAUUGGAGAACAAAUUGAAUCCAAAAAAUUACAAAGUAAACUAAAAGAUCCUGGGUUACCUAAAAAAAUAGGCACAACACCUCAAGGGAGAGCUUCUGGGAAUUUUCCGCCUGCAAAUCCACCAGUUCAAAAACCAGCACCUUUAAAGCCAUCUGCCCCCAAACCACCAGAACGAUCACCUGUACAAACACAACAACCACCUCAAAAAUCAGAAACAAACCAUCAAAGUGGAGCAAAUGGUUCAGACAGCAAGGAAGGAAAUAAAGGUGGCGGAGAGAAGGUAUUAGGAGGUGCAGUCAGUCGGCCAGAAAGUUCAGAGAGAAAACUAAAUGAUGCUGAACAAAAGAAACCAAUCCAGGUGGGCACCCCCUCACCAGGGCCCAAAGUAUCAAGUCAAUCAACGGGGGUGGGAAAUCAAGGUAAUGGUGAAGGUAGCAGGGCAGGUGGUCAAGGAAGAUCACCUGGUGGAAUAAGUAGUGAAACAGGUAGUGGGACAGGUGAUCAAGGAAUAUCACCUGGUGGAACAAGUAGUGAAACAGGUAGUGGGACAGGUGAUCAAGGAGGUUCAGGUAAUCAAGUAAAUACAGGUAGUCAAACAAAACCUUCCAUGGAUCCGCCAGAUGGAAAUCCAGCACCUGGAUUAUCUGGAACAGGCACGCCACAAUCAUCAGGUUCACCAUCAUCACCAGGCACACCACAAUCACCCGCAGUAUCACAACCAGGUCCACCACCAGCAGUACCACCAAAGCAAAAAUCAGAAGGACAACCACCAUCAUCAAAACCAGCACCACAACCAGUACCACAACCAGCACCACAACCAGUACCACAACCAGAACCACAACCAGUACAACAACCAGACUCAUUACUACCAUCGUCAGACCCACAGAAAUCAGAUCCACCAGCAUCACCACCAGAAUCACCGCCAUCAGGAUCACCACUUUCACAAAACAGCCCUGAAUUAAAAAAAACUCAAACAGGAGGUUCAAAUAAUUCAAAUGAGUCAAAAGAUUCAGGCAAUGAUAAAGGAAGUACAGGGGGUACAAAUGAUAAUACAGGAGGUUCAGGUAGUGGAAACGAAAAUCCUGGUGGUGGAUCAAAUGUUCCCACAUCAAAUACGUCAGAAGGAUCUUUUAAUUUUGGGUCAUCAUUUCUUGAAUUCAUAUUAAAAGGAAAGGAAUAUUAUAAUAAAGGUUCCAAUUUUAUUAAAGAUAAUCAGCAAAAGUUUAAAGAUGCUACGGAGAAAAUCAGUGGUGCAUAUAAUCAAGCCAAGGAUAAAUUAAAAACUACUUACGAUGAAUCUAAUAAAUAUUUAAAUCAGAUUAUUAAAGAUGUAUUUGCCCAAUUUAAAAAAAACGAUACUCCCUCUAAAUCAAAUGAUAAACAACCUGACCCAGGCAGACCAAUAGAUGGGGGAAAACAAUCUAAUCAGUCACCAUCAGCUCCACCAAUAAAUCCACCACCACAAACUCCAACAUUAAAUCUACCAUCACCAACUCCAACAAAAGAUCCCCCAACAAAUCAAACAUCAAUUCCACCAAUAGAUCCAACAUCACAAAAACAAUCAUCUUCCCAACCCAAACCUAUAACACAGGACCUUACACAAGUUAAUCAACCCAACCACCAAAAAAUUGAUCAACUGGUAAAAUCAAUAAGUUCUAACCAAAAUUUGAAAAAAACAUGGAAUAUAUUUCCAACUACAUGGAAUGGAUCAAAUGAUUGUAAACCUGAAAUAAAUUUUAUGAAUGCCACAUUAGUGUGCUGUACAUCUAAACAGUGCAGUUUAACUGGAAUUUCAGUUACACUUGUUUUAAUACCCAUUAUUUUAUUAAUUGCAUAUAAGUAUUUAUCAUUUGGAUCAUCAAAAAAAUUGGAAAAAAAAAACAUGAAGAAAGUUAUAAAUUUUCAUGAUGGAAACAGAAAGACAAAAAUAAUUAUAAGUUCACAUGAUAAGAAAAAAAAACUAAAACCGAUUAUAAAUUCAGUUGAUGGAAAAAAAGGCCCAUUAUUAAAUAUAUACAAACUUAUACAUGCCGAUCCUAUACCAUUUAUUAAUUUAUUUUUUUUGUUAAUUUUUUUUGUCUAUAAAAGAAAAAGAGACACCAUAGAAUUAUAA